AUGAAUAAAAGUGAAGGUGAUGCACGAACAGCUGCAGAGCUCAUAACUGAUCGCUAUAUAAAAUUAUAUUUAUUUACAUCAUUAGCAGUUCCUUCCAUAUUAAUAUCAAUUUAUAUUUUAUAUAAAAUUGUUACUGAUCGUCAAUUUCGUUGUCACAUAAAUAACCAUUCAAUGAUUGCAAUAAUUAUCAUAUCGUUCUUGGACACAACAACAGAAUUACCAAUAGCACUGCAAUAUCUUCGUGUCGGCUAUGUUCAACCAGCUACGAAAAGCUUUUGUUUAUUUUGGAUUUGGUAUGUUUAUGGUCUGCAAACAACCAAUGUAUCAUUGAUGACGUGGACUUCAAUCGAACGACAUAUUUUUAUAUUUCACUCUCGCUGGGUUCAAACACAACGAGGCAAAAUCAUAUGGCAUUAUGUUCCCUUGAUUCUCUGCGUAAUCUAUAUUCCGAGAUUUUAUUUUGUAUGCAUUAUUUUAUAUCCGUGCAAAAAUGUUUUCGACUACUCAUCAUUUCUUUGCGGUCCUAUCUGUUAUAGUAAUGCUACUUGGCUAUCAAUGUUUGAUUGGACAACAAAUGUAUUGCUACCAUCGCUUUUAAUACCGUUCGCAAGUGUCAGUUUACUUGUUCGUGUUUUAUUUCAAGCAAAGAAAAUGAAACGAACAUUGAAAUGGCGAUCGACAAGAAAACUAACAUUACAGUUGAUCGUUAUUUCAACUCUUUACUUAUUAUUUUGGUUUCCUUUAGCUUUAGUUUCAAUUAUUCGAAUUUGUUUUAUUUCAACGUUCAUCUCUAAAACGUUCUCUUAUUAUUUACAUUAUACGCCCUAUUUUGUUCAGCUUUUAAUGCCACUUGUUUGUCUCGCUUGUUCACCUGAAAUAUGGUCGAAAAAAAGACGUAUUGCAAACAUGCCACUGUCCACACAAAAUCGAACUUAA
Rotaria socialis is the source of this 936-nucleotide messenger RNA. Lineage: Eukaryota; Metazoa; Rotifera; Eurotatoria; Philodinida; Philodinidae. The record is from the annotation of a GenBank genome assembly.